GACCUCCAGCUCCUGUCUUCUGUACGGCCAUUUUCCCUCCCUCGUCGUCGUGUCCUUCGGUUACCCGCGUGAAAUGCUAUUGCGAUUUACAACUACAACCCGCCGUCAACUAUCCUGCAUUUAACCCUACCCUCUCUCGGUCUCUCCCAGUCCUUCCCAUUUUCCUUCCUCUGCCGCGAUUCCUCGUUUCUCAUCACUUUCCUGGGUUGGUCUUUCCCUGGAAAUCUCCAUGUAACGCCUGAAAAUGUUCCACGCUGGAAAUGGCUGGUUGUCGCCGGGAUUAACGGCAGUGUUUCUUUCCUGAAACGCCGAGAAGUGCGUUUCCAUAUCGUAUUCUGUGAUCCUCGGACGCGAAUGUUCGGUGGGGGACGUUUUUGGUUUGUUUUGAAUUUAUUGCGGCAGAGCGCUGAGGAUUUGUUGUGUUUUUUUAUUCUAAGGAUUUGCGUUUAGGUUUAGGGUUUUGCUAGUGUUUGUAGUUUGUUUGGAUCAGGACAAAGGUUAUUUUGGCAUUGCGUUGGAGUGUGGUGCUUUCUUCAUGAAUGUUAGGAUUUUACACGUUCCUUUUUUGUAUUGAGGUAUUUUUGGGAAUUAGGAGGGCACUGCCGGGGGGAAUUUUUGUAUGGGAAUGCGAAUUAGGGUUCUGCAUUGGUGAAAGAAAAUUUUUCCGAACGGGAAUUUUGAAAUGUAGGUUUAGGCUCGUGAAGGGAAGGUUAAUAUUGAUUCAAUUUGUGGUUAAGUGGGUGACUUGUGAAGCGGAUGUUGAUCAACAAUGCCAACCAUUAGAGCUCCGGCUACGAGGAAAACUACAACCCUUACGGUUGCCGUCAAAUGUAGGCCAUUAACAGGGAGAGAAUGGCAAAGAAGUCGAGAUAUUGUUCGUGUGAAUGACAAUAAGGAGGUCCUUGUAUUGGAUCCUGACCUGUCAAAGGACUACCUUGAUCGCAUACAAAAUCGAACAAAAGAGAAGAAGUACCGAUUUGAUUAUGCAUUUGGUCCUGAUUGUACAAAUUUGGAUGUUUAUGAGAAGAGUAUAUCUUCUACAAUUGCUGGGGUGGUUCAAGGUCUAAAUGCAACCAUAUUUGCAUAUGGCUCGACAGGAAGCGGUAAAACAUACACAAUGGUUGGGACCCAAGAUGAUCCUGGACUUAUGGUUCUUAGUCUGCAUACAAUUUUUGACCUUAUCAAAACGGACAGUAGCUCUGAUGACUUUGAAGUUACUUGUUCCUACCUUGAGGUCUACAAUGAAGUUAUCUAUGAUUUGCUUGAGAAAUCAUCAGGUCAUCUGGAGCUUAGAGAGGACCCAGAGCAGGGAAUAGUUGUUGCUGGGCUGAGAUGUAUCAAGGUUCACUCAGCUGAUAAGAUUCUUGAACUUCUGAAUUUGGGGAACAGUAGGCGGAAAACAGAAAGUACAGAAGCCAACACAACAUCAUCACGUUCACAUGCAGUUUUAGAGAUUAAUGUAAAAAGAAAACGGAAAAACAAAUACCGACAUCAAAUUAUCAAAGGAAAACUUGCUCUUGUGGAUCUUGCUGGGAGUGAACGAGCAUCUGAGACAAAUAGUGGAGGCCAAAAGCUAAGAGAUGGAGCCAAUAUAAACCGUUCACUUCUUGCUUUGGCAAACUGCAUCAAUGCUCUCGGAAAGCGGCAGAAGAAGGGUCUUGCUUAUGUCCCUUACCGCAAUAGCAAACUGACACGUAUUCUUAAAGAUGGUCUGAGUGGUAAUUCUCAGACUGUCAUGAUUGCUGCAAUAUCACCUGCGGAUGAUCAGUAUCAUCACACUGUAAAUACCUUGAAAUAUGCCGACCGAGCAAAGGAAAUUAAAACACAUAUUCAGAAAAACAUUGGCACAGUAGAUACUCAUGUGUCAGACUACCAACGGAUGAUUGACAGUCUUCAGAUAGAGGUUUGCCGGCUGAAAAAGGAAUUAGCUGAGAAGGAAUCAAAGCUCAGUAUCAAACCUGCUGGAAAAGCAGCAGAUGAUGAACUGUCCUGGUUGAAUAUUUUGAGUCAUGAAAUCAGUGAAAAUGUUCAGGAGCGGAUUAACCUGCAGAAGGCUUUAUUUGAGCUCGAGGAAACUAAUCUUCAAAACCGCACUGAGCUGCAACAUCUUGAUGAUGCUAUUGCUAAACAACAGGUUGUUGAAAAAGAGGGAGCAGUUGUACAGACCUUAAGAGGAAGGCGGCAAAUCAUUCUUGAUAACAUCCGUGACAAUGAUGAAGCUGGUGUUAGCUACCAAAAGGAAAUUGAACAAAAUGAGGAGCAAAGAUGCCAGCUACAAAACAUGAUUGAGGAAGCCAUUAGUAACAAUGGCAACAAAACCUACUUGCGCAUUCUCAGUCAAUACAGGCUCCUGGGAAUGGCUAAUACUGAGCUUCAGUUUGAAAUGGCACUGAGGGAUCAAGUAAUUCACAACCAACGGGAAGCACAAAUAAACCUCUGGAACUUGCUUUUGGGAUUAGGCCUUGAUGAGAAACAGAUACUAGAGCUUGCUGCCAAGCAAGGAAUAACUAUAGAAGACUGGGCAAUGACACCCCAUCUGGGCUUCUUGGAGAGGAUGCAGACACCAAAUCUUCUUUCUGGAAGAUUUAAUCAUUUUGGGUGUUUACCUUGCAUUGGGCAGUCUUAUUCCAAGUCAUCUUGUAUCUUCCAACGGCACCAGGACUUCAGAUCAUUUUGGAAGGGACAAUGGGACAUGGCUCGUACACUAUGCAGGGAAGAGCACCACAGCUCCUACUACUUAAUGUCUCAUGAUCACUCUCCAUCAGCCUACAUGGGGCUGAGGAAGAGUAAUGAGCAUUGGGUUGGUGGCAGGCCAAGUUCAUGGUUUGGCACUCCUGGUAACCAUCCUCGGGAUUCGUUGAAUUCUCAUCCAGAGAGGAGAUUCCAGUCUUCUCCAUGUAGUGAAGGCUGCAUAACAACCUCGUCUUUCAGUACUGCUUUUGGCCGGCAGCAGCAGGGCGUAUGGAAUAAUGCUAUGACUAUGGGGCAACAUCUACAUGAAGGUCCUUGUGUUGGAAUGAGUAGCAGCCAAGACCUGCAGCAAGGAAUGAUGUGUCAUGGUGGAACAGCGCCAGGUCUAUAUGGAUACAGCCCAUUGGAGCAAGGCUCUGCCAUGCGCAGCUCUAACCAUGUUUUCCAGCACACUGCACCCUCGAACCAACUGGAUUUGCCCCAAAUUCGCCCAUCAUAUUCGAGGUCGAUUUCCUUUAGUUCCCCUAACCCUGACUUCAAAUAUCACCCCACCAAUUUUGUAUAAUGCCCUUGUAUUUUCAUUACUUCUUGCUUUCUGCCCCAUCCCAUUUUUUAGGCUAUUUUUCCUGUCAAAUGUGUAAAUAUUAGGUAGUAAUGAUCUAGAAUCUUUGUCCUAUAGGUGAACUCAGAUUCAGCCAAUUGUUUUUUAACCAAGGAAAGGGGAAGUUGGUUCGCUAAGUUUAGUUUAGGAAGACUAGAUACAUAGACAUCCAACCAAAGAGGUUGAGGAAUGUAAAUGUACCACUGUACUUGUACAUAAGUGUGAUACCUUCAUUGUUGUAAACUCUUUGUGGUGGUGCUUUAGGCUUAAUUACAUUCAAAAUUGACGAAGUUAUUUUCGUCUUACAAAAA
Malania oleifera is the source of this 3603-nucleotide messenger RNA. Its product is annotated as kinesin-like protein KIN-8B. Lineage: Eukaryota; Viridiplantae; Streptophyta; Magnoliopsida; Santalales; Ximeniaceae. The coding region runs from base 770 to 3256 and encodes 828 amino acids. The transcript has 16 exons. The record is from RefSeq and is a predicted model, not a curated record. Gene Ontology annotation, biological process: microtubule-based movement. Gene Ontology annotation, molecular function: microtubule binding; ATP binding; microtubule motor activity.